Durusdinium trenchii is the source of this 963-nucleotide messenger RNA. The record is from the annotation of a GenBank genome assembly. Lineage: Eukaryota; Dinophyceae; Suessiales; Symbiodiniaceae.
AUGGCUAUGUGGGCAACCGUGCAGCAGUGUUCCCUUUGCAGUGACAAUGGUCACUUGUAUGUACCUGAAGAGCUUGUGGCGGUCUACCGCACCGAUGUUUUGCAGCACGUGGCAAUACUUACACCGAAUCAGUUUGAGGCUGAGUUGCUGACAGAAAAGAAGACUACCAACAUCCAAGAGGCGGUGCAAGCUUGCAAUCUGCUUCACUCAAAAGGCCCCAAAGUUGUGGUGCUUACCACCUUGGACGUGCCAGAUGCCACCAAAGGUGACAAUGUUGCGAUGCUUUUAUCAUGUGCCGGACAAAGGAAGUGGCUUCUCCGCGUACCUCAUAUCGGAGGUGGGCCAUUUACCGGCACCGGAGACCUAACAGCUGCGAUGAUUCUGGCCUGGACUCAUAUGAUGCCAGACGAGUUGCCCUUAGCCCUUGAAAAAGCUGCUGCUGUGCUGCAAGGCGUGCUUCGGAACACGGUGGCAAGCUCGAGCGCCCGCAUCAUCGCAGGCAAACGAGUUUCUCCAGAGCUGCGGCUCGUUGAGUCUAAAGCAGCCAUUGAGUCGCCCAGAGUCUUGCACCGCUGCGAGUUGGUGGAGCCUGUGAGCAUCAAAGGCGUUCUCUUUCAUGAGAUAGGGGAUGCUGAGAAACUUGUGAAUUGUUUAAAGAACUCUGGCCUAAAAGCGGCCACGGUUUCAGAACCUUUGAUGGAGCAUUUGAAACUUUGGGGACUUGAGGCUGAAGCUUCGAAUGUCUUGCUUGUCACAUCGUCCUUGACCUUCCUCCGUACUGCAUCGGGAUUCAAGACUGUGACCCUGCUCCAGAACAGUCUGAAUGGGGGUUAUAGCAAUGGAACCAAUGGCAACGGCGACAUGUGCACUGAUGCCUCUACGAUGGCAAGAGAGGCAGACUUCACCAUCAGUUGCCUGGAUUCUUUGCGAAGAAUUCUGCCCAUGGCUUCUUGCAGCCCAUAG